Hemisphaericaspora subhashii is the source of this 1854-nucleotide messenger RNA. RefSeq lists its product as uncharacterized. The coding region runs from base 1 to 1854 and encodes 617 amino acids. NCBI's taxonomy places the organism in Eukaryota, Fungi, Ascomycota, Pichiomycetes, Serinales, Debaryomycetaceae. The record is from RefSeq and is a predicted model, not a curated record. Gene Ontology annotation, biological process: chromatin remodeling. Gene Ontology annotation, molecular function: protein binding. Gene Ontology annotation, cellular component: RSC-type complex. The transcript has a single exon.
AUGCCACCAAAGAGAAAAGGAUCAAGUGCAACAUCAACCCCUAAGAAGGCUAAACCUAACCAUCAUCAUCCAUCUCCUGAAGAAUACAAGCAAUUCUUCCAAUCCACUUUAAAUCUUGUGUCUGAUCUUCGAGAUGAAAAUGAUGAACAACUUGCAUUUCCUUUUGUUAAAUUACCUUCCAAAAAGCUCUAUCCUGAUUAUUAUCAAAUAAUUGCUCAACCUAUUUGUCUUAAUGAUAUCCAGAAACGAAUUAGAACAAAAUACACGGGGGAUUCCACUGAUGAAUUCUUGGAUGAUUUCCAAUUAUUACUUGAUAAUGCAACAAAUUAUAAUGCUCCUGAUUCAUGGAUUGUGUUGAAUGCAACUAAAAUAUAUGAAUUUGUUAAAGAUCAAGUUCGUGAAUUCGAAUCUGCUGCUUCAAGUAAAAAAGUUGAACCUCCCAAGUUUAAAUUGAAAUUCAAGCAACCAGAACCGGUAAAACCAAAAGUUGAACAACCAGAAAUUACAUUUGGAAAAUUACCUGAAAUAUGUAUUGAACUUUUAGAAGAUGUAAUGAAUCAUGAUUUCCCUGAUGAUGGGGUUAUCAGUGGACCCUUUAUUGAGGAUGUAGAUACUGAUUAUUAUACAGAUUAUUUAACUUUUGUUGAGAAACCAAUGUCAUUCAAUAAACUUAUUUCAAUGUUGAAAAGUAAGAAAUUGUUUAGUCCCAAGUUCCCACUUUUAGAUAAUUUAAACAAAUUUCAUGAAACCGCCAAACUUAUAUUUUCCAAUGCUAGACUUUAUAAUGAUGAAUCAUCACAAAUUCAUCAAGAUGCAAAUAAUUUAGAAGAAUACUUUGAAGAAAAGUAUCAAGAAUUGAAAAAUAAGAUCCCUGGUGGAAAUGAAGAUACCGCUAAGACGAAAGGUAAACUGAGUAGACCAACAUUAAAGAUACACUUGGGUAAAGCUGAACCUGCAACUUCUGUACCUGAAACCCCCAAAAAGAAGGGACGUAGAAGAAAAGCAGUAGAAGUAAAAGAAGAGCUCGAAGAACCUGAAAAUGAAAUCCAAGAAGAAGAAUUACCUGUGAAAUAUGAAACAACCAAACCUCAAGAACCUGAAUCAACAAUAAGAUCGAAACAAGUUGUUACUGAAAAAUCCAUUGACAAUACUAUGGGUAAGACAUUACCAUUAUUACCAGCAGAAAGCGCAAUAAUACAAGAAUCGGCCCUUUUCUCGACCGUGGCAAUUUCAAACCACAUUAGUCAAUUUGUUCAACAAAAGGCUAUCAGCAGUAGUCUUCUCCCCUUGCCUCGAAAUCAAGAAAUUAGGAAAGGAUUAUUCCCAACCCAUCCAGGUCAUUCAGUAGCUAGUUUGUUUGAGUAUAAGGUUCCCGCAAAUGGAUAUACAAAUCAAUCAUAUAGUAUUACUUUACCAAAUGAAAUACUGCCAUUUGUAUCUUUCAAAGUAUCAUUGCAUAAUUUUCUUUAUAAUAUAAAAAAGAAUGAUUUGGUUAAUGGACGUGGAUACUUAAAUCUGACAUCAGAUGAAGAUUUUCAAUGUAAACUAUUUGUCAAUGAUGAAGAGGUAUCUAAUGCUGGUGAUUGUUUUGAAGAGAAAAGGGAGGGUAGUGAUGAACAUGACGAUGAUGAAUUGUUGGGAGUUCAAUAUGAUUUAAAAUUAAGUUAUGGAUUGAAUGUUUUGGUAUUUGAAUGUAAAGUGGCACCAAAUAUAAGCAAGCAAAUCAAGAAUACUGUUGUCCAAGAAAAUAACGAAGAGAUAGCAGGAAGACAUACUAGGCAUCAAUUGCAACAAUUGAAAAUGUCUUGGGAUGUAGAAACAAUCACGAUGUUUGUCACCUGUAAUUGCGCUUAA